CGGGGCGGAGCGGCGCAGGCGCGGGGGUCCCUCCGAUGCCCGCAGCGUAAACAAGGGGCUGGCGGGGAUGAGGAGGCCGCGGGUGUGCGGCGGGGGCCAGGGCCGCCGAGGCUGAGGUGUGCGCUGCCUGCUGGAGGCGUUUCCUUCCUCCUCCCCCGCCGGACGGGGGUAGCGAGGGCCGUCCCGCCAUGAACUUGGCCAGUCAGAGCGGCGACGCCGGCAGCGGCCAUCUGCUCUUCGCCAACUUCAACCAGGACAACACGUCCCUUGCAGUUGGCAGUAAAUCAGGCUACAAAUUCUUCUCUCUUUCAUCUGUGGACAAAUUAGAGCAGAUCUAUGAAUGCACUGACACAGAGGAUGUGUGCAUUGUGGAGAGGCUCUUCUCCAGCAGCCUGGUGGCCAUAGUUAGCCUUAAAGCUCCACGCAAGCUGAAGGUUUGUCACUUUAAGAAGGGGACAGAGAUUUGCAACUACAGUUACUCCAACACCAUCUUGGCUGUCAAGCUCAACAGACAGAGGCUGAUAGUAUGUCUGGAGGAGUCUCUUUAUAUCCACAACAUACGAGACAUGAAGGUGUUACACACAAUCAGGGAGACCCCUCCCAAUCCUGCAGGCUUGUGUGCUUUGUCAAUAAACAAUGACAACUGCUACCUGGCCUAUCCAGGAAGUGCAACUAUUGGAGAAGUACAAGUCUUUGACACCAUCAACCUGAGAGCUGCUAAUAUGAUCCCAGCUCAUGAUAGCCCCUUGGCUGCUCUGGCAUUUGAUGCCAGUGGUACUAAACUUGCCACUGCAUCGGAAAAGGGGACAGUAAUAAGAGUGUUUUCCAUUCCAGAGGGACAGAAACUCUUUGAAUUCCGAAGGGGAGUGAAGAGGUGUGUGAGCAUCUGUUCGUUGGCUUUCAGCAUGGAUGGCAUGUUUCUGUCUGCAUCCAGUAACACAGAGACAGUGCAUAUCUUCAAACUUGAGACUGUGAAAGAAAAACCUCAGGAAGAGCCUACAACCUGGACAGGUUACUUUGGAAAAGUUCUGAUGGCCUCCACAAGCUAUCUGCCCUCUCAAGUGACAGAAAUGUUCAACCAGGGCAGAGCCUUCGCUACAGUCCGCCUGCCCUUCUGCGGGCACAAGAACAUCUGCGCGCUCGCCACGAUCCAGAAGAUCCCUCGUUUAUUGGUGGGAGCUGCUGAUGGCUAUCUCUACAUGUACAACCUAGAUCCCCAAGAAGGAGGAGAGUGCACACUAAUGAAGCAGCACAAGCUCGAUGGCAGCAUGGAGCCAGCCAACGAAAUUCUGGAGUCCGCAUCCCACGACCGGCCCUUGGUAGUGCAGACAUACAGUGCUGCUGUGACUAAAGGUACAUAUGUGCCUUCCUCACCCACAAGGCAUGCCUACUCUGAUGACCUGGGUGCCGUGGGCGGAACCUGCCUGGAAGACGAAACCAACUCGCUGCGAUUGGAUGAGGACAGCGAGCACCCUCCCAUGAUCCUUCGGACAGACUGAGCCUUGCCCUGUGUGAACUCACUCCUGAAGCAGAGAACACUGGCUGGAUGUUUCCUGAGGAAUCUCGUGUUAUGCUGCUAUGAACUUUGACAUGAGUUGGGAGAGAGGAUGACAGACUCUUAACAGUUUUAAGUCGUAGCUGUAGUCCUAAUUCUAUACCAUUGGAAAAAUAUAUGGUUUUCAAUUCAGUGGCUUUUAAUCUUGCUUAUCUCUUUUAGCUGUGGGUUCUUGGUUUUUUUC
This is a messenger RNA of Dryobates pubescens (Downy woodpecker), 1739 nucleotides long. RefSeq names its product WD repeat domain, phosphoinositide interacting 2 (gene WIPI2). The record is from RefSeq and is a predicted model, not a curated record. Lineage: Eukaryota; Metazoa; Chordata; Aves; Piciformes; Picidae. Gene Ontology annotation, molecular function: phosphatidylinositol-3-phosphate binding; phosphatidylinositol-3,5-bisphosphate binding; protein binding. The transcript is spliced from 12 exons. Gene Ontology annotation, biological process: protein lipidation; nucleophagy; autophagy of mitochondrion. The coding region runs from base 189 to 1499 and encodes 436 amino acids. Gene Ontology annotation, cellular component: phagophore assembly site membrane; extrinsic component of membrane; cytosol.